AUGGCUCACGAUGAGGACUUAGAACCGGAGCAAAUUGAUUUCAAGGUUUCAUCAUUUCGUGGCUCGUUGCGACGCACUUGGCAUGACUUUUGUGCCACCAGCAGCAUUCAUGGCCUAAAGUAUACACGUGAAGAGGACACGAAUCGUAUAGUUCACUUCAUUUGGCUCCUCAUCUCACUGGUGAUGUUCAUAUGUGCCAUUGUUAUGGCUCAGACCUUCUAUGCCGACUAUCGUAGUAAUCCUACACGCAUGAAUGUGGAAAGUGAUCAUACGCCAGUGAAUUAUUUAUAUUUCCCACCUAUAACCAUUUGCCCGGAUGUUUUAUUUAAUAUGCAAAAAUCUCAAGCAUUUCUACAGACUCUACAGCUGCCACAGGGAACUGAACUUUUGGAUAUACAAAGACAUUUGCAUAUAUUCUAUGGUUUCAUGGUCGACGAUGAACGUUAUGCCAAUCAGGAUAUUGAGGACAUGGAAACCCUUUUGGCCAUUAACAAUUUGACAUUGCAAGAAUUUGUGCAACAUUUACGUUGGGAUUGUGAUGAGAUUUUGCAUCGUUGUCGUUAUCGUGGUCAAAUUGUCAAUUGUUCGCAACUCUUUCAGCUAUCGAAGACUUUUUUUGGGCACUGUUGUUCUUUCAAUUUGCGACAAAAUGGUCUCAAUUUCACAGGUCAACGAGCUGCUGGUGGCUUAGACUAUGGACUUUCUGUUAUAGUUCGCUAUAAGGAUGCCAAAUACGAUCCUGUGCAAUCGUAUUCGUAUGGUGUAAAGCUGCUAAUACAAGAAACCGAUGCCUUUCCUAGUGCUCAUUCGGUUUCUAAAUUCAUUUCCUUUAAUACUGAAGUCUUUGCCACUUUGAGACCGCAGGAAACUUUUUGUUCAAAUGCUGUUAAAGCAUUGACAAUUAAGGAACGAAAUUGUGUUUUUCGUCAAGAGUUUCCUUUGCGUUACUUUUCGGACUAUGUCUAUCCGAAUUGUGAGCUCAAUUGUAGAGUCACGAAUAUGGUCAAGUUUUGCGGUUGUUAUACUUAUUUCUUCGAUUUCAAUCGCACACAUGAGAGGAUAUGUUCUUUUCGUGAUAUUCCUUGUUUGGUGGACAACUUUGCCAAUAUAAUAACACGUAGACGUAGCACUCAGUGUCCAUGCCCUUUGACCUGUGAAUACUUUGAUUAUGAUGUACAAAUAUCGAAUUUUCCUCUACAACUAAAUAUGCCAGUUAUGGAUCCAUUUUAUUCUGAUAUAGCAAAAAACGAUGGAAUCGUACAUAUAUUUAUAAAUUCGCAAGUUUAUCGAAGAGUACGUCAUGAUUUGCUCUCUAAUAUGGUCACUUUGGUCUCAAACUUGGGAAGUGCUUUUAGCCUAUUUGUGGGUAUGAGUAUGCUUAGUGUGGUCGAGAUUAUUUACUACUUUUCGAUCAUUUUGCGUAAGAACUACAUGCAAGAGUGUCAAGCACGGCGUAGAUAUUUCCAAAAGAGGUCAAAGUUCGAGAACCAGAUGUCAAUUUUUACAAUACACAAGACACAAUCAGAAUGA
Molecule: messenger RNA, 1530 nt
Organism: Drosophila willistoni
Lineage: Eukaryota; Metazoa; Arthropoda; Insecta; Diptera; Drosophilidae
Gene: Nach
Product: sodium channel protein Nach
Exons: 5
Coding region: 1-1530 (509 amino acids)
Biological process (GO): sodium ion transmembrane transport
Cellular component (GO): membrane
Molecular function (GO): ligand-gated sodium channel activity
Source: RefSeq, a predicted model, not a curated record